This is a messenger RNA of Pteropus alecto (black flying fox), 701 nucleotides long. RefSeq names its product PIGY upstream reading frame (gene PYURF). The transcript has 2 exons. The record is from RefSeq and is a predicted model, not a curated record. The coding region runs from base 44 to 682 and encodes 212 amino acids. Lineage: Eukaryota; Metazoa; Chordata; Mammalia; Chiroptera; Pteropodidae.
UACUGUGUGACACUGAGGUCCGGCCACUGGCUUUCUGGCCCUGAUGAAAACUCAAGGCACUCCGACUGAAGCAUUAGUUGUGUUUGUAAUUUGUAAACGCGGCGUAACAGCCACCAGCGGUCUCCCGCAGCAGGCCGCGCUCAUAAUUACGGAACUGUGCUGCGGGAAAAGCAGUCGGGUCAGGAGCGCCCUCGGAACCAAAGCGCCAGCCCCGCCUGUAGGGGGCUGCAUUUCCAGAGCACCGAGGGGCGGGACGCGCGGGGAUCGGCUAGAGCGGCCCGGCUGGCGGAGCACGCGGAGAGGGGCGGUUGCGGGCUACCAGACCAUGCUGAGUGGAGCGUGCGGCAAGCUCGCUUCAGCGCUGCGCAGGACACGCGCGCCCGCAUCCGCGGUCGCCCGUAGGUGUCUGCGCGCGUCGGGGUCGCGGCUGUCGGCGGACAAGAGCGAGAGGACUGGGGAACCGCACCGCACCUUUGACCCGUCUCUGCUGGAGUUCUUGGUUUGCCCGCUCUCCAAGAAGCCUCUCAGAUAUGAAGCAUCAACAAAUGAAUUGAUUAAUGAAGAGUUGGGAAUAGCCUAUCCAAUUAUUGAUGGGAUUCCUAAUAUGAUACCGCAGGCAGCUAGGAUGACACGUCAAAAUAAGAAGCAAGAAGAUAAUGGAGCAGCACUAGAUCAUGAUUAAAAACAACAAACACAACUAA